Molecule: messenger RNA, 1607 nt
Organism: Cucurbita moschata (crookneck pumpkin)
Lineage: Eukaryota; Viridiplantae; Streptophyta; Magnoliopsida; Cucurbitales; Cucurbitaceae
Exons: 3
Coding region: 489-1499 (336 amino acids)
Biological process (GO): ribosomal small subunit export from nucleus; ribosomal small subunit biogenesis
Cellular component (GO): nucleus; preribosome, small subunit precursor; cytosol
Source: RefSeq, a predicted model, not a curated record
CAAGUAUGGGAUACACUUCAAAAGUUGUUCACUAAGAAAAAUACCGCUCGACUGCAAUUUCUAGAGAAUGAACUAGCUAUGGUAACUCAAGGAAGCCUUGAUUAAGCAAAUGACUAACAGCAACGAGUUUUCCCCAAAGUUAGAAGGUGUGUUGUAUGUCAAAGAUCAAAGGAGACAGAAUUUUCACUCAAGGCCUUCAUCUAGCAAUGAGAAUCAAUUCAGAAGUGACGAGUCGUCAAAGAAGCCAUUUAAAGCUUGUUACAGGUGUGGAAAACCAGGCCACUUUAAACGAGAUUGUCAGUCGAAAGUAGUGUGUGAUCAUUGCAGAAAGCCAGGCCAUAUUAAACCAAAUUGUCGAGUCAAGAUGCAGGAAUCAGAAGCAAAUGCGGUACAUGAAAAUAAAAGUUCUCCAGAUCCAAUUUGGGAAUAUUGCUUAACCACUGAGGUUCUUGACCAGCCAACAAACGUGACUUCAGCCGUAUAUCAAGAUGAUGUUUCUACAGGUGAUCAAAAUUUUAUCCACUACUUACGCUUCUGAGUUUGAUUCUCUCCAAAUUUCGCAUCUGGACUCUCUCUUUUUCUCCGAUUUCAAUUCUAUUGCCCCUGAUGACCCUUCUGUUUACUCCACGGCCUUGGAUUUGAGAUUCGACGAAAAUGAAGUUGUCGAGCUAACGUUUGACGAUCUUGACGGUCUUUACCUCCCCUCUGAGGCUGACGAUUUUCUCAUCUUGGAGAAUUUAGAUCAAACUACCAAUUUGCAGGAUUCGGCUACUGAUGCUCCGCCCCAGUCUGACCCAGAAAUAGCUGCACUGCUUGAUGAUGAUGAUUUAUCACGAUUUGGUUCUGAUGUUGAGGACUUGGAAGAGGAUUUCGUAGUUCAGGAUGCAGAUGUUGACCAUGUGGAGGAUGAUGUUGAUAAGCCACGAACUCGACAGCUUUUGGAUGAUCGAUUUGAUAUCCUCUUAAGUCAGGACUAUGCAUCUAGUGACAACGGUGACAGUGCUUGUGAUGAGCAUGAUGGUUGGGUAGCUGAAGAAGAUGAGUCCCUUGCUCAAAAGCUCAAGCAUGCCCUUGAUGAUCAUAGUAAGGAUGACUUGGACCUUGACCAAGGAUAUAAAGCUUCUACAGAUCAAGAGCUUUUGCAGUCUACCAGUGAUGUAAUUCACCGGUGUAUGGAGUAUGCUGAGUCUGCACAAGUUGAGAUGAAUUAUUACUCUUUCUCAUUAGAAUUGAAUCGCUGCAAUGUGGAACUUAUUAAGAAGGAAAUCAUUGAACAUGAUGUGUCAGUGUCUUAUUCAGGUGGUGGCGUGCCUAAGAAGUCCAUACGCAAGCCUAACUGGAAGAAAUUCUUCGUAGAUUAUUUUGUUCGAGAGAAUGUGUUAACGCAGGAUGUUGAAUUGCAGGAAAUACAUACUAAUGAGCAAGUUGCAGACAUAUUUACUAAGGCACUUGCCAAAGUGAAGUUUGAAGUUUUUCGUAGAAGCUCUCGGAGUUAUUGAGAAAUAAGCUUGCACUAAGGGAGGCUGUCACAAUUUAGUGCAACUUAUUUUAGUUUGAAUUAGUUAUGGAAUAUAUGAUAUUCGUAAUCUUCCAGAAUAUAUUAGUUA